Molecule: messenger RNA, 4244 nt
Organism: Brassica rapa (field mustard)
Lineage: Eukaryota; Viridiplantae; Streptophyta; Magnoliopsida; Brassicales; Brassicaceae
Product: UDP-glycosyltransferase 84B2
Molecular function (GO): abscisic acid glucosyltransferase activity; quercetin 3-O-glucosyltransferase activity; quercetin 7-O-glucosyltransferase activity
Source: RefSeq, a predicted model, not a curated record
CUAACAAAAUCUUACCAAAAAAUUUAAAUAUUUUUUAUAAAAUAAAUAUUUCUUAAUUUCGUGAUUAAAUAUAGUUAUAAAUUUUAAUUCAAAUAAAAUUAUACGCUAUAUUUAUAAAUUAUAUUAAAUUAUCAAAGUAACCUAUUUUAUUUUUAAAAAAAGCAUUCAUUUAAAUAAAUAUCACUCACUAUUAAAAUGAGUUAAAUUUGUAAAUCAUGUAAUAUUUUACACCCUUAUAAAAAUUGUUACAUCUUUUUUUUACACAUUUCUAAAGGCAUCGAACAUGAAUCAAAUUAUAUUUUUUUAUUAUAUUUUUAUGUCAAAUUUUUUAUAUAUUUUUAUAAAAUAAGUAUUUAUUAGUUUGUAUUUAAAUAGAAUUACAAAUUAAUUUGAAUUAAAAUAAUACUAUGCGCUAUAUUUUAUAAAUUUUAAAAUAAUAAUCUAUAUUAAAUUAAAUUAAAGUUAUAUACGCAAUAGAUGUAACAAAAUUAAAUUAAAUUAGUAAAGUAACCUACUAUAUUUUAAAACUGCUUUCAUUUAAAUAAAUAUCACUCACUGUUAAAAUGGGUUAAAAUUUGUAAAUCAUGUAAUAUUUUUAUAAAAAAAAUAAUUGUUAACUUAUAUUUUUGUAACUCACAACAAAAUAUUAUAUAUUAUUAUUUUAUUUAUUUUGAAACUCCCAACAAUAUAUCAUCUAAAGGUAAUUAUUUACAAAAUAAAGUAUAUAACUAACAUUUAAUUUAUGUAUUAUUUAAAAAUUAUGCUAUUAUAAAACUUUAAAAUUUGAAUAUUUAUUUAAAAAAAAUAUUAAUAAUCAAUCAAUUAUAACAAUAAAUUUAUUGUUUAUUUACCCUUAUAACAAAAAAAUAUUGAAAAUAUGAAAAUUACUGAAAUUUCCAAUAUAUUUUAAAUAAAACAAUGCAUUAAUUUAGUAAAAAGAAGAUUCAAAAGUCUUCCAAACUCAAAAAUGAUUGUCUUAUUUUCCAAAUUCCUAUUGACUAGAUAUAUAAUUUUAAAAUAAAUAUUCCAUACUCAUUAUGAUAAAUUAAAAAAAAAAUUACUAAAGAUAAAAUAAUAGGUUCUCAAAUAUAAUGUUUUUGAAAUGCAACACGAAAAUAAAAUAUUGUGUAAAAAUUAUAAUAGUAUAAUGCUUUGAAAUCUUAAUUCUAUUAAAAAUCAGAAAACUUAAUAAUAACUUAAUACUAUAACAUCAAAAAACAUCAUAUAUCGAUAAAAUUACUAAAAUAGUAUUAUAUAGAUGCUGUUAUGCAUAAAAUUUAUUAAAAUAAUAGAACUGGACUAUUUAAAUAGAAUAAUGUAUUUACUUUAUAAAAUUAUACAAUAUACUAAAAUGAUAGAUGCUAAAGUCUAUUUUUAAAAUAAAAUAUAAAACAUAAAUUAUUCUAAACAAAUAUCAAUUUAUAGUAUAACUAAAUAAAAUUUUAAAAUGUAUUGUAUGCAAACUGUUGAAAUUAGAAAAAAUAUAUUUUGUACGUAAUUGUCUAUUUAAUUAUUUCAAAUUAUAAACUUAUUGUACCGAAUUUAGUAUGUAAUAAUAAUUAAUAACAAGUUUAAUGCAUACAACAAAUAAUUAUAUAUGAAUUAUGUUGAAUAAAAAACUUAAAAAUAAGAUAAGAGAGUCAUACAAUAUAUAACACUAAGAUAUAAAUCAUAUAUUUAAAAUGUUUAGUUAUAUUUAUAAAAGAAAAAAUAUACCCGGACCAAUUUAUGAAUGUUAUCUUUGUAUAUUUUUCUUUUAAGAAUUUUUUUUUCCAUAUUUUCUUGAUAAAGAAAAUUUUACUGUAUUUUUACUUACUAUUAAGGACUUUGCUAUAAAGGAAAUAAUAUUAACACGUAUUAUAAUAAUCACACAUUUUUAACAUACGUCAUAACGUGAUGAACUACAAAUCUGUUAUGUGUCAUGUUGAUAUAAAUAUAUCCAACUUUAGUUAAUUAGCUAAGAUUCUAUAUAAAUUGACACCUGUAAAAUCCAUAAAUUACAGUUAUGUUGUGUGUUAACAUACCCAAUUUCUUUUGUCAAUCAUAUAAGUAAAUAAUUUUCUGAACUGAUAACCAAACAUUAGAAAUAUUAACACUCCUAAUUCUGACACUGCAACAAAUUUAUAAUGAUUUUUAGCAAAAAAAAAAACACAAAGUAUAAUAUUAUUUCUCUUAUAUAUUUUGUAUUUUAGUACUUUUGUAGUAUUUUCUUUUAGUAUUAAUUAAUUUUUAUAUUUAAUAAAUUAAGAUACUAUAUUUUUUUGAUGAAAUUAAGAUACUAUAUUAAGUAAGAAAACAUACGUACUAAACAAACGUUAUAAAUCUCACAAAGUUUUUUGACACAAAUAAAAAUAUGAUAAUUAUAGUUCUGUCACGUGUCACACUACAAAAAAGAAGUUUUAGUUUAAGAUAAGAUUUGUAACUGACAAAUCGUGAUGUGUAAAGUUCACCCAAAAAAAAAGAUUUGUAACUGACGUAGUUUAACAUUUUUGUGGAUUAGCAAUUACUAUGGAUGGAUUUUCUUACCACAAUUUCAUAUAAUGUCUUUAUGAAGCAAAUUCUAUCACUAACAAAUCAUCAAAUAUAUAUAUAUACUACUUUUAAUUUCAACUGACAAUCAAAAUAUAACUCUAAAAUCUCUAAUACCUCAAAGAAAAACAAUAAUUAUACGUCAUCAUGGGAAGUUCCGAGUGUCACGAAACUCAUGUUCUAAUGGUAACACUACCAAUGCAAGGUCACAUCAAUCCAAUGCUCAAAUUCGCCAAACAUAGCUCACGAUCAAACCUCCGCUUCACCCUGGCCACCACUGAUCAAGCCCGUGACCUCUUCUCUUCCGCCGCCGCCACCACCACCGGAAACAACCCAUGUAACCCGGUGGAUCUCGCUUACUUCUCGGACGGUCUGCCUAAAGACGACCCAAGAGCCGAACCAACUCUCCUAGAGUCAUUGAGAAAUGUCGGAGGAAAUAACUUGUCUAAGAUCAUUGGUGAAAACAGAUUCUCUUGCAUCAUCUCUUCUCCUUUUACCCCAUGGGUUCCAGCCGUCGCAGCAGCUCACAAUAUCCCUUGUGCGAUCCUCUGGAUCCAAGCUUGUGGAGCUUACUCGGUGUACUACCGUUACUACAUGAAGACAAACGUUUUUCCCGACAAUCUCGAAGAUAUGAAUCAGACAGUGAAACUACCGUCUUUACCAUUGUUGGAAGUGAGAGAUCUCCCUUCGUUUAUCUUGCCUUGUGAAGGAAGUCACUUCUAUAAGCUCAUGGCAGAGUUCGCAGAUUGUUUGAAAUAUGUGAAAUGGGUUUUGGUGAACUCGUUUUACGAACUCGAAUCAGAGAUCAUCGAGUCGAUGUCGAAUCUCAAACCUAUAAUCCCAAUAGGUCCUCUAGUUUCUCCUUCUCUGUUGGGAGCUAAUCAGGACCAAACCCUAGAUGGGGAAAAUUUGGAUAUGUGGAAAGCUGAUGAUCAUUGUAUGAAGUGGCUUGACAAGCAAGCUAGGUCUUCCGUUGUUUACAUAUCUUUCGGAAGCUUGCUCAAAUCUUCGGUGGAUCAAGUCGAGAGCAUAGCGACGGCUCUGAGAAACAGAGGAGUUUCAUUUCUCUGGGUGAUUAGACCUAAGGAGAACGCCCAAAACGUCGCCGUUUUGCAAGAGAUGGUACAAGAAGGACAAGGGGUCGUUAUUGAGUGGGGUCCUCAAGAAAGGAUAUUGAGCCACGUGGCGAUCUCUUGUUUUGUUACACAUUGUGGCUGGAACUCCACGAUAGAGACGGUGGCGGCUGGUGUUCCGGUGGUGGCAUUCCCGAGCUGGACGGAUCAGCCGAUUGACGCAAGACUGCUGGUGGAUGUGUUCGGGAUAGGUGUGAGGAUGAGAAACGACGCCGUAGACGGCGAGCUUAAAGUCACAGAGGUAGAGAGAUGCAUUGAGGCUGUGACAAAGGGAACUGCGGCGGCGGGUAUGAGGAAGAGAGCAACGGAGCUUAAGCAGGCUGCAAGAUUGGCGAUGGCGCCUGGUGGAUCUUCGGCUCAAAAUUUGGACUCGUUCGUCAGAGAUAUCACAACCAUUUGACUCGUUACAAGUCCGUUGUCAUCAGUUGUACUUUAUUUAAUCCGUUUCUCUUUGUAUUUAAUCUGUCGGAUCUGUUUUAUAAAUGAUGUAAUCUACAUUAAAUUAAUAUUAUAAUCAAUAAGAUUAAAUAAAAAAUUAGCACCAAAGCCAACCCAUCAAUAAGAAUAAUCUACUUUUAAAUU